Beta vulgaris subsp. vulgaris (sugar beet) is the source of this 846-nucleotide messenger RNA. Its product is annotated as putative ripening-related protein 1. The transcript has a single exon. Lineage: Eukaryota; Viridiplantae; Streptophyta; Magnoliopsida; Caryophyllales; Amaranthaceae. The record is from RefSeq and is a predicted model, not a curated record. Bases 105 to 647 code for a protein of 180 amino acids.
UUUACACAAUACCAAAAAAAAACCUCACCUCUUUUGGUAAAGUAUAAAUAUACUCGUUAUAUCAAACCAUCAUAAACACACAGAUUCAGUAAUCCCAUCAGAAAAUGACUACAAUGUUAGAUAAUUUUAGCAUAUGGUUUUCAUGUGUUGUGUUAGUCAUUAUAUAUAGUGUACAAGUUGAAGGCCAAAACUGCAGAACAACAGGGUACUUCAGGGCUACAAGCCCACCACCAGGGCAAUGCACUUCAAACUGUUGUGUCCAAAACACUGUUUAUUUCACCUUCCAGUGUUCUCCUUCAGUAACUUCCCAAACUCAAGGAGUCCUCACCCUUAGGAGCUUCCAAAAUAGCCAGUCGAAGUGCGACACCGCCUUUCAGUCUGACAACUCGCUGGUGGUUGCGCUCUCGACUGGUUGGUACAAUGGUGGGACUCGUUGUAGGAAGGCGAUUACGAUAAGUGGCAAUGGUAGGAGUGUGAAGGCUAAGGUGGUUGAUGAGUGUGAUUCUACAAAAGGGUGUGAUGCAGGGGAAGGAUAUCACCCUCCUUGUGGGUAUAACAUAGUUGCUGCAUCUCAGGCUGUUUGGAAGGCCUUGGAAGUCCCACAAAAUCAGUGGGGUCAACUUAAUAUUACAUGGGCUGAUGCUUAAGAUUGGUGUCAUUGAUUAGUUCUAUCAGAUAGUCUUUGACAUAUAUAUAUGUAUUGAUCAAAAUUCUGAGUUAUAAACUUAUAAUAGCAGUAGUAUGCUGUUGUAAUAUACAUUUUCUGUUUCAAAUAAUUGCAACACUUAAAAUAAAUGUGUAAAAACAGUUAUGGAUACAGGAUUUUGCUGGAUUUGUUCUUUUGCA